CCGCAACAAGCUAACCCCUCCCAUAAAAUAAAUAAGGCCUAUGAAUUUUUCUUGUUAAAUCGAUUUAAUACACAAAGGGUUUUUCAAUUACUCAUUCCUAAAAUACAAGGAAGCAUGAAAAUGGAGAGCAAGAUAAUUUCCAGUGAAUACAUAGAGCCAUCUUCUCCGACGCCGGCACGCCUCAGGACCUACAACCUCUCGAUGCUCGACCAGAUCAUGGAUCCAGUUUCCAUCCCCAUUGUCCUCUUCUUCCCUCCUUGUUCGGACAAUACUUCCAAUGACUUACAUGUUUCCAAGACAUCGCAACAGCUGAAACGCUCGCUUUCCAUCAUUCUUACCCGCUUCUACCCUUUCGCCGGAAGAGCUGUCCCCGACAAGCAAUACAUCGACUGCAACGACGCCGGGGUUCAUUUCAUUGUCGCCCUAUUUCCAGGUCACCGGUUGUCUGAUCUUCUUAAAAAACCAGACAAGGAUCUGUCCGAUCAGCUCUUACCUAGAAAAGUCACCUGGGAUUCUGAAAUGGAUCCUGAAUGUAAGAUUCUGCAAAUCAAAGUCAGUUAUUUCGACUGCGGUAGCAUCUCUAUCGGCGCCAUCUUUUGGCACAAGGUAGGUGAUGCCGUAACAAUGGUGAAUUUCUUGAAGGCCUGGGGAAGUGCGAAUCGGGGAAGCAAAGAAGGAGUUUGUCCUAAUUAUAUCUCCCAAAGUCUAUUUCCACAGAAGGAGGAAUUGCUCGACACGAGGCGAUCAAUUUUGAAUGAGGGGAAAUGGAGAACUAAGCGCUACAUUUUCGAGUCAUCGAAGAUUAUGUCUCUACAGGGCAAAUCAGGCCUGGAAAACCCUACCAGGGUGGAGGCUGUCUCAGCAUUUCUCUGGAACUGUUUCAUGGCAGCAUCCUUAAAAAAUGGAAAAUCAGAUUCGGUCCUCUCGGUCCUUAUGGACUUGAGAAGGAGAGCCAAUCCGCCAUUUCCAUCGGAUUGUUUUGGGAACUUUGUAUUCUUUUCUGUGGCGGUCAGCAAGAACCAAAGCGUCGGAGAAUUUCAGGGCCUGGCGAGGAAAAUGAGGAGCUCCAUUAAAAGAGUGGAUGAUGAACAUAUUACGAGGAUGCAAGGAGAUGGAGGGCUUGUCGGGUACUACGAGAAUUUGCAGUCGGCAUUUUUGGAAUUCCCUGAGGGAGCUGAUCUGCUGUUCAUCUCGAGCUGGUGCGGGUUCGGAGUUUACGAGGUUGAUUUUGGAUGGGGGAAGCCUGUUUGGAUGACGACAUAUUUUCAUGAAGGGAGUGAUUCGGAGACGUCGAGGUACAUGAAUUUGGUUGGGUUAAUGGAGACGAGAAGUGGGCGUGGAAUAGAGGUUUUGGUGAGUGUUGGUGAGAAAUACGUUGAGGUCUUCGACGCCAUUGAAGAAGAGCUUCGGGACGUCGCCUGCGUCGAGCCAAGUCCACUACUGGAAAUUGGGCUGACUAUGAAUUGAUUAAAUGAAUAAUAACAUUGAUAGUAUUUUAAUAUUCGCAAUAAUCAUUAUAUUGAUCAAGGUGUUACUAAAGGAAUCAAGAGUGCCUUUGGCUAUCGAUUUAGUUUUUGAGUUAGGAGUCAAGUGAAA
This is a messenger RNA of Andrographis paniculata, 1596 nucleotides long. RefSeq names its product stemmadenine O-acetyltransferase-like. The record is from RefSeq and is a predicted model, not a curated record. The transcript has a single exon. NCBI's taxonomy places the organism in Eukaryota, Viridiplantae, Streptophyta, Magnoliopsida, Lamiales, Acanthaceae. Bases 115 to 1467 code for a protein of 450 amino acids.